Messenger RNA from Scomber japonicus (chub mackerel), 3841 nucleotides. RefSeq names its product neprilysin-like. The record is from RefSeq and is a predicted model, not a curated record. Gene Ontology annotation, cellular component: plasma membrane. Gene Ontology annotation, biological process: protein processing; amyloid-beta clearance. The coding region runs from base 349 to 2658 and encodes 769 amino acids. NCBI's taxonomy places the organism in Eukaryota, Metazoa, Chordata, Actinopteri, Scombriformes, Scombridae. Gene Ontology annotation, molecular function: metalloendopeptidase activity. The transcript is spliced from 23 exons.
CUUGCCCAAUCGCGCCGCGCAACAUUCUGAUGGGUCAUUUGAAUUCAGCGAUCCUCACUGGGUAUGUGGUACAGUACAGUAGGUAGUUGUAGUGAAGGGUCUGUGCGUAAGUGUGCAUGUGUGUGUGUAUAUGUGUAUGUGUGCGUGCGUGUGUGUGUGUGAGUGUGAGUGAAUGUGCACUCCUAGAAUAGAAAGCCAAAGCAAGGAGAAGAAGGAGACGAAGAGAGGCGGGAUCGGUUUGUGCGUUGUUGAAAUCCAGGGUGAAGCAAAUAGAUCGUCUGUAUAACAGAUCGAUCAGCAGUUCGCGCUCCCUUUGUGGAUUUGAUGGAUGUUUGAUCAGUGGAUGUGAUGCCCAUAUAUAUCAUCGACCGAAAAUUUCCCGACACAUCUGGUGAGUUGAUACAGCCUGCAGCUGAAGGAAGAGACCUGAGAAUGACAGAGACCAGCCCCCCCAAGUCGGCUAAGAAGCCCCGCUGGACCUCCCUGGAGAUCGGCCUCAUUACAAUCGUUUCAUUGCUCUUCAUUGUCAUUGUCGCCCUCGUCAUCCUCUUUGCCACUCAGAAGACUGAUGAAAUCUGCACCACGGCUGACUGCACACAGUCAGCGUCCCGUCUCAUUGAGAACAUGGAUGCUAGCGUGGACCCAUGUGAUAACUUCUACCAGUAUGCCUGUGGAGGCUGGCUUAAAAAGAACAUAAUCCCAGAGACCACCUCUAGAUACAGCACCUUUGACAUCUUACGAGACGAAUUGGAGGUCAUCCUCAAAGGUGUCCUUGAAAAAACAGUGGACGGGGAAGCCAUUGCUCUCACCAAGGCUAAGACCCUCUACAAGUCAUGUACCAAUGAGAGUUUAAUUGAGCAAAGAGGAGGGUCUCCUUUGCUUGACAUGCUGCCUGAUGUGUUUGAAUGGCCCAUAGCUAUGGACAACUGGGAGACCAACUAUGGUGAAACAUGGAGGUUUGAGGACGUAGUUGCUAAGCUGAAUGAGAAAUAUGGAACUCAACUCUUGGUUAACUUUUUUGUCGGCACUGACGACAGGGACUCCAAUUCACACAUCAUUCAUUUUGACCAGCAGACCAGCCUUGGCCUCUUGUCCAGAGAUUACUAUGCCUGUACUGGACCCUACGCAGAGGCAUGUCGAGCCUACGAGCAGUUCAUGAAUGACUUGGCUAAGCUUAUCCGCACCGACCGAGGAUUGGCCAUAAAUGAGACCCGCAUCAGAGAGGAGGUGAUACGAGUUAUGGACCUGGAGAGGGACAUAGCCAAUGCGACUGAUACUCCAGAGGACCGUAACAACCCAGUCUUACUUUACAACAAGAUGGAAUUGGGUGAUUUGAAAGCCAACUUCACCCUUGAGGUUGAAUCACAGGUAUUUAACUGGAGUUACUUCACAGCUAAGAUAAUGGAUACAGUCAACAUCACUGUUCCUGAUACAGAGAAGGUCAUAAACUACUCCCCCAACUAUUACAGAAGACUCAACCUUAUCUUGGCCAGAUACACCAAGAGGGAUCUGCAGAACUACAUGGUGUGGCGCUUUGCUAUGAACAUGGUGGUGGGCCUGAGCAGAACAUACAGAGACACCAGGAAAGCCUUCCGCAAGGCUCUGUCGGGUACAACGUCAGAGGCAGCAGUGUGGCGACAGUGUGCACUUUACGUCAACAACAACAUGGACAAUGCUGUAGGACGUCUGUAUGUGCAAGAAGCCUUCUCCGAAAAGAGCAAAGAACUGAUGGAAGAGAUGAUUACAGAUAUCCGGGAAGUGUUCAUUAGUAACCUUGAUGACCUGGCCUGGAUGGAUGUGGAGACCAAGAAAGCAGCUGAGGAGAAGGCCCGAGCUAUUCGGGAACGAAUUGGCUAUUCUGACAACAUCAUGGAUGACAAAUAUCUUAACAAUGUGUACAAAGAUCUGAGCUACAGUGCAGAGGAGUACUUUGAAAACAUCCUACAGAACCUGGAGUAUGUGCAGAAGAAACGCCUGCGGAAACUCAGAGUCAAAGUCAACAAAGAGGAGUGGGUAACUGGAGCUGCUGUUGUCAACGCUUUCUACUCAUCCAGCAAAAACCAAAUAGUGUUCCCUGCAGGUAUCCUCCAGCCCCCGUUCUUCAGUAAAGGCCAGGCUAAAUCUCUCAACUAUGGUGGCAUUGGCAUGGUCAUCGGUCACGAGAUCACACAUGGCUUUGAUGACAAUGGUCGUAACUAUGAUAAAGAUGGUGACCUGAAAGACUGGUGGACACCAGACUCUACUCAAAGGUUUCUGGAGCUGUCAAAGUGCAUUGUGGAUCAGUAUAGCAACUUCUCCUGGGACCUGGCCAAUGGACUUCAUUUAAAUGGCAACAACACCCUUGGGGAGAACAUUGCUGACAAUGGAGGGAUACGACAGGCAUAUCAGGCCUACAGGAACUAUGUGAAGGAACAUGGAGAGGAGCCACCACUGCCUGGAAUUGACCUUUCCCAUAAUCAACUCUUCUUCCUCAACUUUGCUCAGAUAUGGUGUGGAACACACCGACCAGAACAAGCUGUUAAUUCCAUCAAAGUAGAUGUACACAGUCCAGGGAAAUUCAGGGUACUAGGUUCCCUUCAAAAUUUCCCAGAAUUUGCCAAAGCAUUCAGCUGCAACAAGAGCAACAUGGUCCCUAGCAACAUCUGCCGUGUGUGGUGAUCCACAGACUUGUGGGAUGCCAAUGUGGGUCGUCCCUGUCCCCUACAGUACCUCUCCCCUCUGACUGUUGGAGCACUCGUGGGGGGCUACAGGGAAGUGGAAGCUCCCCUUAGCUCUUUACUGGAUGGACCAGGGCUGGUGGACUGACACUGCAGUAUGCUUUCCUCCGAGAACAGCAGUGGACUGUACCAUUACGGACAGACGGAGCACCGUCUCUCCGACUCUGAUACUGUAGUUCAAUCAAUCAGCCUGAUUAUUCUGCUUCUCACUGGAUACAAUCACUCCUUCUGGUUUUUUUUCUCUCUCAAUUUUCAUCUUGUUUUACUCAUUAUUUGUGAGUCUGCCUAUGUGUAUAUGUGAGUGUGUGUGAGUGUGUUUCAGUCAAAAUACUGUACAAAUUGUUGGCAAGAGAGGGGCAGACAGAUAAAUGUGCUUAAACCCACUGGCAUAUGAAUACUCCACACACCCACUCACACUCAUACACAUGUAACAGGGCUGAACCACUGUACUGUAUGUGGGACUGAACUGUAUGCCUCUCAUAAAACCUCAGCUGGUUUCAGCCUUCAUCUACAUGCUGAUACACUCUACAAUGUAUUCGAAAAUGUACUCUUUGUUAAUACAUAUUACUAGAUUAGGUAAAUUAUUACAGAAAAUCAGAAUUUAUUUUGUUGACUAGACCAGUAUGUAUUUAACCGUGAUCACAUAUUACACAAUACUGUUCUAUAUUUAAUGUUAAUGACUCAACUGCAGUUGACAGGCGGCUGCUGAUCAUUAGCAGUAUGUCAAAUAAACCAAAAUGAAGUUUUUGCCUUUAAGAUGACAACUGGUCAUGAAUCAUUGAACUGACAAUCGACAGACGCCAGACCCUUUUUAUACGUUCACUGAGUCUCCUGUGUGUUUCUGUGAGGAUGUAUGUCUCUUAAGUGUAUUCCAAUCAUUGUAAGUCAUUAUGAUCACUGCCUACUGUUUGUCAAGCAAAUCAGUAUGCCUUACAUGAUCUGUUGUGCUCUGUGUGUGAGAGUGUGUAUGUGUAUGCACAAGAGAACAAAUAAUAUUAAAAUUUAACAUUAGGAAAUAGUUCGACAUUUUGGGAAAUGCACUUUCUUGUUGAGAGUUAGAUGAGAAGUUUAACACCACUCUCACGUCUGUAUGGAAAAUAUGAAGCCAUAGCCAAGAGACGUUA